UUGUGUUUGCUUGUGUUUGUUUGCCUGUCCCGGUGACAGUUUUGUGGCUAAGAAACGCCACAGCCCUGCUUUCCCUGCCAAAUAAGGUGUGUUACAGGGAGGUGUGCAAUGCUCCUUUGCUUUGCCGACAACCCACACCGGGCUGAGGUUUGAAACAAUCCCAGCGAGGAAUUGCAGAGGGGGGGGGAAAUAAUAGUUUUUUAUUUAAUAACCCAUCCUGGCCUUCGCCUUAUUCUUUUUUUCCAAAGUAGUGGGUGAUGGACAUUGGAAAAUUGUUAUUCCCUGUGGCAAAAGAGCAAAGUCAAGCUUUGAAGUAACUUGGUUUGUCUACCAAAGUCCAAAGACAGGGAAAAAAGACACAAUCAUUCAUUUGAGCUGGGUUUUUUUGCAAUUGCGGUUUCCCCUCUGGUUUGGAUGUGAAAAGGGACUUGACUGGAAAUAGGUGCAACUGUGAGCAGCAAAGCCCAAACUGGAGCGUUUAAUUUCUCAAAGUGGUGAGCAGCUUGGUUGAGUUCCUCAACAAUGGAAAAAACAUGAGGGAGACAUCUGGAAUUUUUUUCCCCCUGUGGCUGGAAAAACAGCCUCGCUCCAAAAUUCCCCCUUAUUGUUAAUAGGUCUGCAGGGCAGGAAAGUGUGAAAAAUGCCACAGCCCACAGCACAGGAACCCCAGAAGGGGAAAAUGACUUUGAUGCUUUCUCUAGUGACCCUUGUCGCCGCCUUCGGAUCGUCUUUCCAGUAUGGAUAUAACGUCUCCGUGAUCAAUUCUCCAGCUCCGUUCAUGCAACAAUUUUACAAUGAAACGUACCAGGGACGAUACAGCGAAUAUAUGGACGAGAGCUUGAUGACAGCUCUCUGGUCUUUGAGUGUGUCCUUCUUCCCACUUGGGGGGUUCUUUGGAUCGUUGAUGGUGGGGCCCAUGGUGAACAACUGUGGCAGAAAGGGCACCCUCCUCAUCAACAACAUCUUCUCCAUCAUCCCCGCCAUCCUCAUGGGGACCUCCAAGGUAGCCAAGACCUUCGAAGUGAUCAUCAUUUGCCGCAUCAUUAUUGGCAUCUGCGCAGGCCUUUCUUCCAACGUGGUCCCCAUGUACCUUGGGGAGAUGUCCCCCAAAAACCUUCGCGGCGCUAUCGGGGUGAUGCCGCAGCUGUUCAUCACGGUGGGGAUCCUGGUGGCUCAGAUUCUCGGCAUGAGGAUGAUCCUCGGGAGCGCCGAAGGUUGGCCAGUCCUCUUGGCUCUUACGGGAGUCCCUGCCGCGUUGCAGCUUUUCUUACUGCCAUUUUUCCCCGAGUCUCCCCGAUAUCUGCUGAUCCAGAAAGGCGACGAAGAGGGCGCAAGGACAGCUUUAAGGAAGCUGCGAGGCUCGGAUGACGUGGAGGACGAGAUGGAGGAGAUGCGGCAGGAAGACCAAGCGGAAAAAGCCGAAGGGCGGAUGUCGGUGUUGACCCUCUUCACCUACCCGGGCCUCCGCUGGCAGCUCAUCUCCAUCGUCGUCAUGAUGAUGGGGCAGCAGCUUUCUGGGGUCAACGCGGUGUAUUACUACGCGGACCGGAUUUACUCCAACGCCGGGAUUGCGGAAAGCCGCGUUCAGUUCGUCACAGUGGGAACGGGAGCCGUCAACGUGGUGAUGACUAUCAUUGCGGUCUUUAUCGUCGAGGCUCUGGGACGAAGGAUUUUGCUUCUGGCUGGUUUCGGGAUCUGCUGCGUUGCCUGUGCAGUGCUAACCCUAGCCCUGAACCUCAAGGCGAUCUGGUGGAUGCCUUACCUCAGCAUUGCCUGUGUAAUCGUUUACGUCAUGGGACACGCCAUUGGUGCAAGCCCCAUUCCCAGCGUUAUGAUAAUGGAAAUGUUUCUGCAGUCCUCUCGCCCCGCAGCCUUUAUGGUAGGAGGGUCAGUCCACUGGCUGUCGAACUUCACCGUGGGGCUGGUUUUCAGCUACAUGGAGCGAGGGCUCGGUCCUUACUGCUUCCUAAUUUUUUGUGCCAUCUGCCUGGCCACCGCCGUCUACGUCUUCCUCAUUGUCCCCGAAACCAAGAACAAAACCUUUAUGGAAAUCAACCAGAUCAUGGCCAAGAGGAACGGUACCGAAGAUCAGGCCGAGAAAGACGAAUUGAAGGAUUUCACCGCCGUUUCCAUCCCGUACAGCAGGAAAGCCGACGGGGAGAGAAGCAGCGCGGUGUAAGGUCUUGGCAACCGCCAAACUACCCCGUGUAAAUCGAGCCUUAUUAAGCUUCUCUGGUUUGCGACGCGCCUGGCGUCUCUUCCCCUCACUGCGGACGAGGGGAAGAAUCCUCAAAAUCUUAAAAAUUUUCAAGCAGAAAAUUGCCAUUUUUCAGCCGUUGCCCGGAGUUAGCGGGAUUUGGGGUGGAAUAAGACCCUGUUUUGGAAGAGAUUCAGCUAAUAUUGGUGCGUGCUGGAAGAAAUGAGUUUUCAACCGGCCGGACCUUAAAAUAAUUAUCAGUAUUUUUUUUAAAUUGUUCUUGAAUAUAGAUGCAUUUGGGCUCUCUAUGUGGGAGCAUGUAAAUAAUUUUCGCUUCUGUUCUUAGAUAACACCCUAAUUUAACUGGGGAAAGAGACCCCCUACCUACCCUUGCUCAUGUGAGAGGUGCAUUCUGUGACACACACACACACCCACAACCUCUCCCCCAGGGUGUAUUAGAUCAAAAGGCUCAUUUUUCCCCAGACAGGUCAAUCCUGGCUGUCUAUUAUAACACAACUGCAUUUUGCGAGUUUUGUGCUACAGGGCGGUGGUCUCUUUUCAAGUGUUCCUUUUUACCCCAAUCUACAGAUCCCUGCAUUCAAGGUAAGCUUGCUGGAGAUUUGGGAGCCCACUUGAGAAAAAUAAUUUCCAUCUCUGGGGAUAUUUCUACGUUGAGUUUAACUUAGGCUCCUACCAAUCGGCCAAUUUUUCUAUUUUUUUUAACCAUUUUUAUUUUUGUUUUCCAAAACAAAAUGGGUUGAUGGGUUGUUUCCCUUGCAAUCAGAAUUGACCCUUUUCAAAGCCAAGCUUUUUUUUUU
Messenger RNA from Crotalus tigris (Tiger rattlesnake), 3015 nucleotides. Its product is annotated as solute carrier family 2, facilitated glucose transporter member 5-like. Gene Ontology annotation, biological process: monosaccharide transmembrane transport. Lineage: Eukaryota; Metazoa; Chordata; Lepidosauria; Squamata; Viperidae. Gene Ontology annotation, cellular component: membrane. The transcript has 14 exons. Gene Ontology annotation, molecular function: hexose transmembrane transporter activity. Bases 641 to 2179 code for a protein of 512 amino acids. The record is from RefSeq and is a predicted model, not a curated record.